This is a messenger RNA of Magallana angulata, 1544 nucleotides long. Its product is annotated as beta-1,3-galactosyl-O-glycosyl-glycoprotein beta-1,6-N-acetylglucosaminyltransferase-like. Gene Ontology annotation, cellular component: membrane. The coding region runs from base 29 to 1402 and encodes 457 amino acids. Gene Ontology annotation, molecular function: acetylglucosaminyltransferase activity. NCBI's taxonomy places the organism in Eukaryota, Metazoa, Mollusca, Bivalvia, Ostreida, Ostreidae. The transcript has 2 exons. The record is from RefSeq and is a predicted model, not a curated record.
UUUUAAAUUUACAGCUGACCAAUGAAAUAUGCGCAGGCAAUCCUUACAGCUGCGCCAAUGUUUCUGUGGGUUCUUGGUAGCGCUAACGAUCAUUCUCAUCACCAACCCCUAUCUCAUAGGCGACGUCAACCAAAUUCAACAGCCCCAUCAUCGGCGGCAGCAGCAGCGGCAGCAUGUCUCUGAGCAAAAGGACAGAGUCCGACACAUCCCAGCGGUGCCCAAAAAAUCAGCGGUGGUUUGUGUGUCGUGCCAAGAGCCCGGUCCUCGCCGACUUGUGGCAGACGUCGAUUGUCGGCGAAUCAUCGAAGGCGAUGAAAAUUAUAUUAAAAACGUCAGCAAGUUGAUGAAAAACAAGAAAUUUAAGUUUAAAAGUGAUGCAGAAAUAGCCGACAUUGCUAAAAACUGCGAUAAAUUUGUAAGGCACUAUGACUACCGGAAUUUCUACGUAACAAGAGAGGAAUUGGAUUUUCCUAUUGCAUACAGUCUGUUAACUUUCAAAGAUGCUAUACAAACUGAACUUCUUCUUCGAUCAAUAUAUAGACCCCACAAUGUUUACUGUAUUCAUAUAGAUAAAAGUGCCGAUCAAUCGCUACAUAGGGCAAUGAAAAAUAUUGCAAACUGCCUCCAAAAUGUGUUCAUUGCCUCCAAGCUUGAGGACGUUGUCUAUGGAGAUAUAAGUCGUCUGCGAGCGGAUAUCAACUGUAUGUCUGACUUGAUGGACUUUCAUUCUGUGCAAUGGAAAUAUUUUAUCAAUUUACCGCAUCAGCAAUAUCCACUGAAGACAAAUUCGGAAAUUGUGAAAAUUUUAAAAAUAUAUAAUGGUGCUAAUGAUGUUGAGGGCAUUACGAAACCCUCAAGAAUGUUCCGAAUUCGCUACCUAAAAUCCUAUAGAGUAGAAAAAGGCAAGUUACACAAUACUGGUAAAGCCAAGGGUCCACCGCCUCACAACAUCAGUGUGGUAAAAGGGAGCGCAUACGGGACAUUUAGUCGGGCUUUCGUUAAUUUCACACUUCAUGAUAAAAUGGCGAAAGACGUUUUACAAUGGUGCGAGGAUGUGUCCAGUCCCGAUGAAUAUUUCUGGGCCACUCUGAAUUUUAACAAGAAGAUCGAAGCUCCAGGUGGAUAUCCAGCUGUUCCUGACCAGAAGCCUUGGCUGUCUACCUUUGCUGCUUGGGGUGGUGUGCACCCCUGCCACGGAAAGUAUGUCCGGGGGGUAUGCGUGUUCGGCCUGGGGGACCUGACUGAGCUCGUGUCAAGAAAGGAACUGUUUGUCAACAAGUUUUAUUACUACUACCAGCCGUAUGCUCUUCAGUGUCUAGAGGAAUGGCACUUCAACAAUACCUUCAGUGUGUUACCAUUCAAAACUCAUUACUAUAAAACACUACCGUUCAUUAUUAGAUAGGUUUUUAGAAAAUUGGUUGAAUAUAUACUGUAUAUGUACAAUGUGUUUUUAUUCAUACCCUGGGUUGUUAAGUUGUUUAUUAAUGAUUACAUGAAAUGUAAUGCAGUAAAAAUAUUGCGUGAUAAAAGACACUGGUAUUUGA